UUGUAUCACAAAAUGUAAGGGGAAUGAACACAUAUUACCGCGGCUUGCACGAACAAAAUGUGCUAACACCAUGAUACCGAAGAAGAACAGAAGGUCCAACCUACUUUUCUUCCAAGGAGGGCUGAAGCUGAGCAGUGCUCUGCAUUAUGCGCUCGCGAAUCCGCCAUCCUCCCUCUGUUCAGUGUGUUGUUCAGUUUUUCUUGCUCAGCAAAAAUAACCGGGGACUGGAAGCUGGCAACUUGCAUUGAUUGUAUGUAUGUAGUGGAUCUGAGCGCUCCAAUACGUGCAUUGCUACGUAACAUUUUACUUGACAAACAUGGAGGUUUAUUUUGGCCUACAUUGUCUUUAUAGGGAGAUUUGAGUUUUGAUAGCUUGACCUGCUGAAACUUUAUUUUUUGACAAUAAGAGGAGCCCCCACAUUACUCAUUUUCUGCCAGCUGGAUUACAGGAUUGUAUGAUAACUUUUUAUAUUCAAGAUGCAGGUCCGAACGGUCCUUGAAGUGAAAGUUAUGGAUGUGCAGAAGAAGCGGAAUCCAUCUAAACAUUACGUGUACCUCAUCAAUGUCACAUACUCUGACUCCACCUCUCAUGUCAUCUACAGGAGAUACAGCACUUUUUUUGAUCUCCAGAUGCAGAUCCUGGACAAGUUCCCAGUGGAGGGAGGGCAGAAGGACCCCAAAAAGAGAAUAAUUCCCUUCUUACCAGGUAAACUCUUAUUUCGGCGAAGUCAAGUCAGAGACGUGGCUGUGAAAAGGUUGAAGCAUCUUAAUGACUACUGCAGAGCUGUGAUGAGGCUCCCUAACCAGAUCUCCCAGAGUGAGGAGGUGCUGAGUUUCUUUGAAACCAAGGCUGAGGACAUCAACCCUCCUAAAGAGGACUAUGGGGGAUCCACCAAACACAAAUCAGGUUUGGAUGGUGCCGAUCCUAUGCUACUGGAGCAGUACAUGGUGGUGGCCAACUAUGAGAAGCAGGAGCCGGCGGAAAUCAGCCUGCAGGCCGGCAAACUGGUAGACGUCAUCGAUAAGAGCGAGAGUGGCUGGUGGUUUGUCAGUACAGCGGAGGAGCAGGGCUGGGUCCCUGCCACAUAUCUGAAUACCCACAGCAACACACGAGAUGACCUGGAGAUGGGCGCCUCCAAGUCCAGGGAAGUCACUAAGCACCGUAAGGCCCAUCUGAAGAGGCUGGACCGGAGAUGGACCCUCGGGGGAAUGGUCAGCAGGCAGCAGAGCCGAGAGGAGAAGUAUAUGACGGUGCAGCCAUACACCAGCGAGGGAAAGGAUGAGAUCGCCUUUGAGAAAGGAGUCAUCGUGGAGGUCAUCCAGAAGAACCUGGAGGGUUGGUGGUUCAUCAGGUACCAGGAUAAGGAGGGCUGGGCCCCGGCCUCCUACCUGAAGAAGGUGAUGGAGGACUUCUCUCCCCGUAGUAGUAAUAAGAAGACCCCUUUGACUGGCCCGGUGGAGAUAAUCAGCAACAUCAUGGAGAUCAGCAACCUGCUGAACAAGAAGGCCCUGAGUGAGAAGGACGUGCAGACAGACGGCCAGCCAGAGGACAACCCCCUAACCACCCCCUCCCUGGUCAAGAGGCAGAUCAGCCUGCCCAUACCAUGCUCUAGCUCGGACUUCAGCCCUGGUGCCGCACUGGUGGAUGUUAAGGGCAAAGUAGAAUCAGCCUCUCCAGUCAUAGCCCGCAUCGCUCCUCACAGAAUAGAGAUCGGCUCCCCAAUCCUCAGACAAAAGCCACCUCCUCGCAGAGAUGCAACUCUGGGAUUCAAUUUACCCUCGCCACCAGAGCCCCCUACUGUUGAAGCAGAGUACUACACCAUUGCAGAGUUCCAGUCCGUCAUUUCAGAUGGCAUCAGUUUUAAUGGAGGGCAGAAAGCAGAUGUGAUCGAGAAGAACUCUGGUGGCUGGUGGUAUAUCCAGAUUGGUGAGAAAGAGGGCUGGGCUCCCUGCUCCUACAUCGACAAACGAAAGAAGCCCAACCUAAACCGCAGAACCAGCACUCUGAGCCGGCCCAAAGUCCCGCCCCCAGCCCCACCCGUCAAGAAGCAGGACUCUGAGGAGACUGUCCCUACCAGCAUUCCUGGUUCCGAGGCUCCAGAGUCCCCUGCAUCUCCCGGAAGGCCUGUGUACGAGGAGCCAGAAUAUGAUAUUCCUGCCAUUGGGUUUGAUCUGGAGUCAGAGUUUGAGUUCCUCAGGACAGAUGAGUCCUCAGCGGAUGGGAAGAACGAGGAUAGCUCCUCAGAGAAGGGCUCUCACCUUUCCUCCAAGCCAUCUCCGUCCUCUUCUCUCCAUAGCGCCUCCUUCAAGAUGUGCGAGUCGUCCGAGGACGUGGGGCAGGAAGAGGAGGAGCCUGAGGGAGAGGAGUGUAUCUAUGAGAAUGACUGCUUCAUGCCUUUCAGAGAGAUGCCUUAUACACAAUCCAGUGGCGACUCAGACUUCCUGAAGAUUAGUGCCCCGUUGGAGACUAGCAAAGCUGAAAACUCUCACUCCAUGUUUGGGGCAAGGAGAAAAGGGAAGACUAUCCAGCUGAACGGCAGCCAGUCCCUGUCUCAAACCAAAGCAGAGGCCGGGGCAUCCAGCUCCAAACCUGCCUCUACAGAGUCCAACCCAGAUCUCUCCAAGCAGUCCAGGCCCAAGAAGGACAAAGAGGAGCACAAGAUGGGCUCCACCAAGUCCUCCACCAAACCUAAGCCAUUGGUCAGGCCUAAGCCCCAGCUGGCCAAGGCCUCCAGUGCAGAGAAAAUGGACAUCGGCAGCCUCCGGAGACAACUUAGGCCUACAGGCCAGCUGAAGAAGGGCUCCAGAGGAGAAGACUUUGAAACAGCCUCUGUCAUCUCCUCUGAGGACUCUGUGUCCUCCCACAGCACCUCCGACAUCUCCUCCAUCUAUUCUAAAGGCAGCCGGGGAGACUCAGACGAGGGCUGCAGUCUCUACCGCACCACAGAGGCCUAUGAGAAGGUCCAGGACUCAGAGAUAAGCUUCCCUCCCGGGGUGGAAGUGGAGGUGCUGGAGAAGCAGGAGAGCGGCUGGUGGUAUGUCCGCUUGGGCGACACUGAGGGCUGGGCUCCAACCUUCUACCUGGAGCCUGUCAGGCAGCUAGACGACAAAGCUGGGUCAGAGUCCGAUGGCACCCCUACCAAACUGGGCAGCCUGAGCAAGUCCAACAGCCUGGAGAAGAAUGAGCAGAGAGUCCAGGCCUUGAACAACAUCAACCAGAGCCUAAAGAGGAGCAUACCACCCAUCCCCUCCAAGCCUUUUGGCCUGUUCAAUGGCUCUCAGAAGAAUGUUUUGAAACAGCAGCAGGUGGUCAGGCCUCAGUCGGUCUUCAUCUCCAAGCCAAUCAUCGACGGGCCAAACCCAGUAGGCUCCCUUAGGAGGGGUGAGUCACUCAAUUCCACUGACCACCCACGCUCUAGUCCCACCUUGCGCCGCAACGCUUCCUUUGGUACUACCCCGCGGUGCCCAGUGCCGAAUGGUAACAUGUCAAACCGGAACAGACCCGGCACGGGAAGCUCCGAAUCACUGGGCCGGGGGACUCAGAGGAACGGUCUACCUAUUUCCACAGUGAAACCCAAAACCCACCUCAUCCACAACAACCUCCGUGAGGUGUAUGUCUCCAUAGCGGAUUACCAUGGUGAUGAGGAGACCAUGGGGUUCCCCGAAGGAACGACUCUGGAGGUUCUGGAGAGGAACCCUAAUGGGUGGUGGUACUGCCAGAUCCUGGACGGAGGUCGACCUCGAAAAGGCUGGGUCCCUUCAAAUUACCUGGAAAGGAAGAGCUAGUGACACACUAAUAUUCAGUGCAUGUGCAAUCAGGUCAGAGACCAUGGAAGACAGUGGAAAUGGACAUGGAAAGAUACUGUUUUUUUACAGUGUAAAGAUGGAAAUCAGAAGAGACCAUUUAUAGUAUCAUUGAAGUGGUAUACUUUGUGUUUUCUAAACUGAGGGUGGCCAACCAAUCCUGCAUAUAAUUACUUGACAUUUUAUUAUUAUAAUCUGAAGUGACAAAGAAAAUACUUCAAAGUAUACUUUUUUGACAGGAUUUGAUCUAUUCACAGACAGCCGGGGGUUGGAACAAAUACCUUUGGCAUUAAAAUCAGCAAAAGGUCAAUCAAAUAUUUAACAAAAUAAUUAAACAAAGUGGUUGAUUUGAUGAAAUGUGCUUUUUAAUCCAAAAUGGAAGAAUAAUGGGAUUUGGACACCAGUGGAAGAGCUUUGGACAGCUUUGGCUGAUCAUGGUGAGAUUUUGUGAUAUGAUAACAUUACUUAAUGCUCUCCAAUGGGCUACAAAUUAUUCACUUCUAAUGAUAUUUGAUCAUAUAAUGUUUUUUUUAAUGAUUUCUUCUUUAAAGGUCCAACGCAGCCCUUUUUUUAUAUCAAUAUCAAAUCAUUUCUGGGUAAAAAUAAGUAGCUUACUGUGAUUGUUUUCAAUUAAAAUAGUCAAAAAUAAACAAAAAUAGCUUGUUAGCAAAUAGCAAUUGGUUUAUUAACUAAUUUACUCAAAUAGCUUUUACUCUAAAAGGGCAUUAUCAUAUUUUUUUUUACAAUUUCACAGUAUUAUUCCAACAUCAUAGUGUGUAAAUAUAUAUACAGUGCAUUUGCAAAGUAUUCAGACCCCUUCCCCUUUUCCACAUUUUGUUACGUUACAGCCUUAUUCUAAAAUGGAGGAAAUCCUCAGCAAUCUACACACAAUACCCAUUACGACAAAGCAAAAACAGGGUUUUAAAACCUUAUUUACAUAAGAAUUCAGACACUAUGCUAUGAGAAUCGAAAUUAAGCUCACCUGCAUCCUGUUUCCUGUUUUGAUCAACCUUGAGAUGUUUCUACAACUUGAUUGGAGUUCCUUGAUUGGAGAAACUUCCAGAAGGACAACCAUCUCUGCAGCACUCUACCAAUCAGGCCUUUAUGGUAGAGUGGCCAGACGGAAGCCACUUCUCAGUAAAAUGCAGAUGACAGCCCGCUUGAAAUUUAACAAAAUGCACCUUAAUGUCUCUCAGACCAUGAGAAACAAGAUUCUCUGGUCUGAUGAAACCAAGAUUGAACUCUUUGGCCUGAAUGCCAAGCGUAGCGUCACGUCUGUAGGAAACCUGGGACAGAGUACAGAGAGAUCCUUGAUAAAAUCCUGCUCCAGAGCGCGACCCUAAGUACACAGCCAAGACAACGCAGGAGUGGCUUCGGGACAAGUCUCUGAAUGUCCUUGAGUGGUCCAGCCAGAGCCCGGACUUGAAACCUGAAAAUAGCUGUGCAGAAACACCCCUUCCAACCUGACAGAGUUUAAGAGGAUCUGCAGGGAAGAAUGGAACAAACUCCCCAAAUACAGGUGUGCCAAGCUUGUAGCUUCAUACCCAAGAAGACUCAAGGCUGUAAUCCCUGCCAAAGGUUUUUCAACAAAGUACUGACUAAAGGGUCUGAAUACUUAUGGAAAUGUAAUAUUUCAGUUUUUUAUUUUUAAUACAUUUGCAAAAAUAUCUUAAAACCUUUUUUUGCUUUGUCACUAUGGGGUAUAAUUUGUAGAUUGACAAGGAUUUUAUUUUUUUGAAUAAGGCUAUAAUGCAACAAAAUGUUGAAAAAGUCAAGAGGUCUGAAUACUUUCCGAAUGCAUUGUAUAUAUAACACAGAAAAAUGUAGUUUUUGCCUGCACUGGACCUUUAAAGCUUUUUGCAUGUUUAAAAUGUUUUGUUUAAGUAAACAUUUAUCUUGAAAUGCUUUGUAUGUUGUAUUUAAAAGGUCUGUUGCUACACCUUCUCAUAUGUUAAAUGCCAUCUGCAGAAUGUCUUGUGCAUGUUUUUAAGUCACUUUGUUAUGAAGCUUAAUGUAUAUUUCAUGUAAUAUUGUUUCAUAUGGCUAUGUGUGUAUGGCAUAUUGUUGUAGAGCUUUGUGAAUGUGUUCUAUCAGUUCAUUUACAGCAUGUAAGUCAUUUGAAACCUCUUAAAAGCUACAGUCUGAGAUUUGAAAAACAAAAAUAAACAGCUGAGGGAUAGGGCUAGGACAAUUUUGGUUUAUGACAAAGACAGACAGUUGUGCUGAAGGCAUUUAUAAGAAUUUUCUUCCAGAAUCAAUGGGUAAAUAUGAAGAAUUGAAAUAACCAUUAAACAGCUUCCCAAGUUGCGGACUGUAGCUUUAAUGUAAUUCUUUAUCAAUGUUUCAUGAUUUUCUUGAUGACACUCUACCUAAUGUUUUAUACGUACAGUAUGUAUCAUUCGCCACCUUAGAAGUGUAUUUCUGCUCUGGUCUUGUGACAAAAUAAGUCAGCCUACUGUAUAUUUGAAGGAGUGGUAAAUCAGCACAUUUUUUUCGCUCUUCAGAAUCGUCUAUUAAACCGUACAUUUUAAUGAACUACCUUUUAAGGUGUUUGCUAGGUUGUAAAAAAAAAUUACAAAAUAAAUGAUGAGCUGCUUAUGCACUUCCAUUAUUUAAUUUAAUUUACCAGAGCAAGGAAUAUUGGACUUGAAUAUUGGAAUUGAGGCUUUGCAUUGGCUUUCAAAACCAAACCCCAGCGAUGUGUUGAAUAGCAAUUCUAAUUCCAAUAACUUUAAAUUGUGAUCUUAUCUGAGAGGGAACAAAUCGAUUACAUUUAAAAUCCUUUAUUUAUACCACAAGGGGCUUGCAGGCAGCAGUGCAAAUGCAUAAAACAAUGACCCACCUGGUGCUACUCAUAACUCAUAUCGGGAAAGACUUUGAUACUCUUGCCCCUUUGAAAAGGAGGCACAUACAGUAUUUAAAAAGGUGUACUCUUAAUAAUGCUGUGUAGUAUAAAUGUUUAUGUUUGAACAUAUAUUCUAGCUACAUAACUUUUUAAAUGAAGUAUUUCAAGUAAUUAAUUCCCUAUUUUGAACUAACAUCUAGUUACAUUGAGUUAAUCUUACCCGGUUUUACAUAAAAUGGAAUAGAACUGAUUUAUCUAUGGAUAGGUCACAUUACAUACUUUCUUGCCCAAGCCCAAAAUUCUCAAUUUAUUUUAAUAAAGCUGGCCCUCUUAUGGCUGAUGUUCAAGACUGCUGAAAUAUGGUUCCAAUGAAUGAUCCUAUUCUGCCAGUUUUAUUUGACAUACAAGUGUCCUUUGUCAUUGUCUGCUGGACAGUAUGGAAUCUAACUUUAGUUUUAGAGCUUGCUACAUUACAGAAAUGUUAUUUAUAUUAUUCAGCAGAGAGAACGUUCAUUUUAUGAUUACAUGUGAACAAUAAUAAUGAAUUAAUUGUGAAUAAAUGCACUUUCUGCAUUA
Molecule: messenger RNA, 7224 nt
Organism: Oncorhynchus nerka (sockeye salmon)
Lineage: Eukaryota; Metazoa; Chordata; Actinopteri; Salmoniformes; Salmonidae
Product: SH3 and PX domain-containing protein 2A-like
Exons: 14
Coding region: 477-3785 (1102 amino acids)
Biological process (GO): superoxide anion generation
Cellular component (GO): cytoplasm
Molecular function (GO): protein binding; phosphatidylinositol binding; superoxide-generating NADPH oxidase activator activity
Source: RefSeq, a predicted model, not a curated record